Molecule: messenger RNA, 882 nt
Organism: Rotaria sordida
Lineage: Eukaryota; Metazoa; Rotifera; Eurotatoria; Philodinida; Philodinidae
Source: the annotation of a GenBank genome assembly
AUGGGUGAUGUUGUGUUACCGGGACGUCAUAUACAUUUACGGCGUGGCUUAUAUAAAAUUGAUGGUAUGCUUGGUUUUGGUCUUCAUUCAAAAGUCUAUUCAGCACAUAAUACAACAACAAAACAAUCCUUGGCUUUAAAAAUAAUUGAUUUAGAACAUCAAAAUGUUACUGUACGAGCAUCAACAAUAUCACGUCGACAAAGUUUUCAAAAAGAACUUCAAUAUUUAUUACGUUUACAAACAAUUAAUCCAUAUAUUGUACGUAUAUUUGAUUAUGAUGUACAACAGUCCGGUGUUAUUGCUAUGGAACAAGGUACACCACUUCGUUAUUAUAUACCGAAAUGUCCUAAUUCAUCAACACCACAAUUAUCACCACAAGUUGUACAUCAUCUUUGGCGUCAACUUGUUGAUGGUGUAAGAUAUUUACAUCGUGCACGUAUUGUACAUUCAGAUCUUAAACCAGAAAAUCUUAUUGUUUUAUCAGAUGGACAAAUACGUAUUAUUGAUUUAGGUGUUUCAUUUACAUUACCUCGUAUGGUAACAGCUAAACGACGUAUAUGGGCUGGAACACCUGAUUAUAGUGCACCAGAAAUGCAUAAAUCACCAUCAGGUCUUCCACCUAAAUAUGGUUAUAAAAGUGAUAUAUGGUCAUUAGGUAUUCUUCUUCAUGAAAUGACAACUGGUUUUCGUCCAUUAUGUGCAUUGAAUAACAAUUUAGACAAGAUUUAUUAUUUAAAACAUUUAUAUCGUGAUCUUCCAAUUGAUACAAAUGUUUCACCAGGUGUUUAUGAUGCAAUGAAACGAUGUUUACGAGUUCGACCAAAUUGUCGACCAACAGCUGAACAUCUUUCUUUCCAUCAUUAUGUUGUACAUGGUUUUUAA